AAGCACAGCGGCGGGAUGCAGAGCAUCAAGGCAGAGAGUUAUCACGAACGGCGGGUACCACCGGUCGCCAGCGCAUUAUCCUGUUUAUCAAAGCGCUAUCGCCGUAUAAAAGAGAUUAUUGCUCUAAUCAGCGGUCAGUUGUGAGUUGGUCACCACGAUGGAAUAUCAUCGAGGAGGACCGGAGGUCCUUAAGGGCGCGAAAGCCCUUACGGCGGCGACACUGGCGAUUCUUAUUCUUGGACAAGGGACACAAGCUAGCGAAGAGCAAUGCAGGACGGGAUGUCGAGGAGCUAGUCAAGUAUUCAAGUAUUCACCUGGGACGACAUAUACUUACGACUACGAAGGUAAAGUUGACUUUACACUGUCAUCGGCAGAAGGACAAGUGACGAGUACGACGGUCAAAGCGACGGCACAAGUGACACAAUUGGCGGACUGCAAUCUGGUCCUGAGGCUGCAGAAUGUGCAGAUCCUUGGAAGCAACGGGAAGAAAUUCGGAACGAUUCCGGAUAUCGACAAGCCCGUCCGGUUCAACUUCCAGGAUGGUCACGUGGAGGACAGCAUCUGCAUCACGCCCGGAGAUACCCAGAACUCUCUUAACAUCAAGAGGGCGGUCAUCUCUAUGUUGCAGGCGAACCUGAAGAGCAGCUACGAAACCGACGUGUUUGGCGUAUGUCCUACGGAGAUUGUCAAGCACCAGGAGGGUGGAAAUCUAGUCAUCAGGAAAAGCAGGGAUCUGAACAAGUGUGCCUACAGAGAAAACAUCCGUCAGGACUUCUUGACAACGGCUUUCAACUUGCACAGCGAAAUCAAGACGAGUCCUGUACUGAAUGGAGACUACGUUUCAGAACAGAAAGUAAAGGAAGGAAUUCUCGAACAUGCUGAAGUUACGGAAAAUUAUAUGUACGUACCUCUGUCUGUUGGAAAGAACGGAGCUAAAGCACAAGUGGUCAGCAAGUUGAAACUUACUGGAACAUCAAAGGACAAUCCGCAAAUAGCAGUCAGCAAACCUCGUUCAAUCAUCUUCGAGAACCCUCAUCCAACCGUAGCACCAACCAAUAACGUGAACACCAUCAUGACCCACAUCAAAGACGUGGUCAAGACCAUCGACGUGGUUGUUGGAGAGCACACGGCCAGGCAGUUCGUCACCUUGGUCAAAACGUUGAGAGGAAGUACCACCAAGGACAUGUUGGCAGCUUACAACCAAGUGAAAUCUGGAGCUGGUUUGAGUGAUAAGGACGCUGCAAAGAAAGCAUUUUUGGAUGCGGUGCUGCAAGCGGGUACUGGAGAGGCUAUUGAGGUUGCUAUGACUCUGUUGAAGAACAAUGAGCUGAACGAUUGCGAGAAGAAAUUGGUGUACUACGGAAUGGCGAUGGCUAGACAUGCUACUGAAUCAUCGUUGAUCACUGCUGCCGGUCUUCUGGGUCACAAGAACCUGCCCCAAGAAGCCUACCUAGGCAUCGGUAGCCUAGCAGGAAAAUUCUGUCGUGACCAUCCUUGCGACAAGGUCGAAGCUGUCAACAAACUAUCGCAAAAGCUGGUUGCUAAAUUGACAGGAAAGGUGAACAACAAGAAAGACGAGACCGAACAAAUUUACGUACUGAAAGCUUUGGCCAAUUUUGGCUACAUCAGCGAUAACGUGCUGCAAAAGGUCAUGGCUGUCGCUCAGGAUAAGCAAGCUCCUAACAGAUUGAGAGCUGUUGCUUUGGAAACUUACAUCGCCGAUGCAUGCAAGGACAAGCUGAGGAACAGUGCACUUAACAUACUCCAGGACAUCCAACAGGACUCUGAAGUGAGGAUCAAGGCUUACUUGGUCUUAGCACAGUGCCCUACGGCGAAAAUUGGAAAUGCCAUCAAAACAAUGCUGGAAAAAGAACCCAGUUACCAAGUUGGUGGAUUCAUCGUAUCCCACAUCCGUAACAUCAAGGCAUCCGCAAACCCGGACAAAGAUCUAGCCAAGCAGCACCUCGGCUUCAGCCUGCCCAGGAAAUUCCCCAUCGAUCCCAGGAAAUGGUCCUACAGCGGAGAAUUCUCCUACGCCAUUGACACUUUGGGACUGGGUGCCAGCACCGAAGCUAACGUCAUCUACUCCCAGGACAGCUGGCUGCCAAGGAGCAGCAGCUUGAACCUGACCGCUGAGAUCUUCGGACACAACUUCAACUUCCUGGAGAUUCAAACCAGGCAGGAGAAUUUAGAUAGAUUGGUCGAACACUACUUUGGACCUAAAGGUAUCUUGAGGACAUCGUCUUUGGGAGACCUGUACAAAAACAACGAACAGCUGGCGAAGAAAUUAUACAAGCACCUGCAAGAAAAAUUGACUUCUACCUUGAGGGCGAGACGUGAUGUAUCUAAAGCUGAAAUCGAUAAAAUUGGACAGCAUGUGCAGAUCAAGGAGCACCAAUUGAACAAAGAUCUUGAUUUGGAUAUUAGCUUGAAGGCAUUUGGGUCAGAAGUUGCUUUUGCUAACUUGAACGUAUACCAACAUGGAUUGACACCUGAGGCUGUUAUCGACAAGAUUAUUGGACAAUUUGCUCAGGGAUUGGACAAACUUAAACAAUUCCAGGACACUCUUCGUGCCAACAUGAUCUUCAUGGACCUGGAACUCGACUACCCAACAAGCACUGGUUUCCCGCUACGCCUGGGUAUCGAAGGUACCGCCAAUGUUCAAAUGAAGACCGAAGGCUCAGUCGAUGUGCGCGCCAUCUUGAACGGCAAGCCCAACAAGAUCCACGUCAAAUUGAUUCCCAGCGCAAGCGUGGAACUGUCGGCUAGAUUCACAUUUGAUGCCCAUACUGUUGAGAGUGGUAUGAAGGUCAUCACCAACCUUUACACCGCUACCGGAGGAGAUAUUACUGUAGAUAUGCAAGGUGGAGCCAAUGUUGAUGUUAAGGUUGGUCUGCCCGUGAAAGAAAUGAAACUGAUCAGUGCUAACCACGAGAUUGUCUCCCACGUGAGAGAGCAAUCCGGCCAAGAGACCAACAGUCCUCUGAAGUUCGCACAGGCAAAAGACUUCUCCAUCUGUCUGGAUCAACUUAGUCCCUUCAUUGGACUCACGUUCUGCGGUGAAAUCAACGGACCAAAUCUAGCUGGAAAGGACGUCCCUGUUUUGCCGUUCCCGUUGGCUGGAGACUCAAAGGUGUCAGUGACAAUCGAAAACGACGACGUCCUGGAAUACCACUUCAAACACCAGACGAACAACGAGCACACCUCCGGAGCUUUGACCAUCGAGGCAAUCGGCAAGAACAACCAGAAGAAGGUCAGCCUCCAAGUCAACGCUGAAAUCCACCCUGAGAAAUACAUCAAGGCUGAGUUCACUUCACCAUUAAAGAACGCCAACGCCGAGGGUAGAAUCACCUUCAACGAUCAAGAAAAGUCGAUCCUGCUGAAGGCUGGAUACGACCAGAACGAGUUCUACGGCAAGUUCGGGGUUGGUAUCUCUGGAAAUGGAGGCAAAACGGCGUACAAACCCAUCCUGGAGUGGAAAUCUCCAGGAGGUACCCAACAGCUACCGAUCAAUGUUGAAGGACAGCUCUUAGUUGACAAACAGGGAUCUAACGAGAAGUACACCUUCGAUAAUAUCAAACUGACACUUCCUAACGGCAAGGCUGUCACACUUAAUGGAAACCUUGGAAACGAUGGACCAGCGCUGUAUACCGAUCUGACCGUGUCUGACGGACAGCAUUCUGGAAAUGUUAAAGGUCGUCUGCACAUCGACAUGAACCUGCUCAAAGUGAACGCUGAAGUCCAAAACUCGAUCAACCCAGGAGCCAAUUUCAACGUGAAAGGCGAAGUCAAGAGGCAACCCGACGAAUACGACGCGAACCUCCAAGUUAUCCACGGAGCUGAUCUGUCUUCCAAAACUAACAGGUUGAACCUGGCCGGCAAGCUGGUUAGGAAAUACAAGAGCCCACAAGACUUCCUGUUCAAGUUGGAAGGCAAAGCUUCCUACCCUCUGAUAGGAGUCAAUGGAGAAUUGGAGGUUGAACAGACCCCCAAGAGCGUCAAGUACGACGCAGACCUGCAAUAUAACGAUCUCAAGUUUGGCUCAGAACUGGACGUGAACAUCAACAAGAAAGAACACGGAGACUUCGAUGUCGAUUUCGAAGUAUACGGCAUGGACAAAAAGGUGGAAUUCAAAGCCAGCAGACAAAUACAAGGUGAAGAGAGCAAAAUCAGCAACGAGCUUGUGGUCAACGAUGCCAAGAUUGAAGUCAAAGGAAAAAUCAAGCACCAUUUGCAGCCAAACAAUGUGGAUGUAGGAGCUGACCUCGUGGUCAUUCUGCCACACCACAAUGCUCCAUUCAAGGUGAACAGCGGCUUGAAAUAUAACGCCCAAGAAGUCGACGCACACCACAAGGUGGUCAGCGGCAGCACCGUCAUCAUCGACGCUUUCAUCAAGGCCAACCGCCAAGGCACAGCCAACGCCAGCAUCAAGGUCAACGUCAAGGACAUGCUCGUCGUCAACGGUCAACUCAAGGCCAACAAGGGAACCGGCAACGGUGACAUCCUCAUCGACGCCCAGAAUAUCAAGAAGCAGGUCAAGAUGGAGACGACCUUUACCAUCCAACCUCCAACCACCGUUAACGUUGAUUUUACGAUCUAUCCCCAGUUCGCCACCGAUAAGAACAGCAAGGUACACUUCUCCACCACCAACAAGUUGAACCCGAACAGCGUCAACUCAAAGAACGUUGUGGACAUUUUGGGCAAGCAAUUGGCUGUGAAUGUUAACGGCCAAAGAACUGGAGAUCCGAUGAAUGGCAAGUUGAAUGCUGAGGCUGAGGUUAUUUUGCCUGACAACCAGUACUUGCUGGGUAAGAUCAAUGGCGAUAGGAAGGAGCAGAACGGUGUUAUCAAUGGACAGGGUAUCUUCAGCUUGGAAUACAGAGUGAACAAGAACACCCCCGGACGCAAACUGAGUCUGAAGGCUGUCUCAAAGGACACCAACCCUAAAGAAGGUAUCUAUGACCUGAACUAUAACCUGGCUGCUGACAUCAGUGAUGGAAAGAACAUCAAUGCAGACAUCUCCAUCCAGGCGUCCAAACAAGGAGACGAAAGAACUGUCAACCUACAGAACAAAGUAUACGGAACCCUUCUGGAGAAUCCAUUGACUGCCAACUUCCAAGGAAAAUACAAACGAGGUGUAUCUGGAACCUACGAUGCUUCUGCCUCAUAUGGAGCCAACGCUGUACUCAGACUGAAAGGCAAACAUGACAUUCCUGGAGAAGGAAAACCACUUACCGUUGACAUGGAAAUGGAUUUGACCACACCUAGCAAAGCUUUAAAAACCGUCAAAGCUGGAACGUCGCUCUCUCUACUUCAUGAACGAUCUGCAGGACUUCAAUUGGCUGGAAGUGCUCAUCUAUUUGUUGAUGACGAUGGAUCUGUCCCCGAACCAAUCAUCGACUUCAAAGGUGACGGUUACAUCAAGGCUACCGAACACAAUGGCGAGAUGAAAGCUAAUUUGCAAUACGGCAAACAUGGACCGAUCUCUGGCCUUGCUGGAUACAGCCUGACCACAGAUGGAAAGAAGAAGCAGAUCAACGGCAACCUGGCUCUGCAGUACGACCAAGGCAAAAACGUGAAAGUUGAAGCCGCUCUCACCAAGAAGGAAGAUCACGAAUACAAGCUGGACGUCAACAUGGAAACACCGGUUGAGAAUCUGAAAAAGGUCAACUUGAUGGUGCACACCAAGAGGUCUCCAGAUCAGAAACACGUCGAAAGCAAAGUAGAGCUGAAUGCUGAUGGAAAGGUUUGGCAUGUAGACACUGAGGUCAAGGUAUCAGAAAUCGCCCCGUUGCUCAACAUCAAGGUUAAGUGUCCUGAAGGAAAAGUAUCGCAGAUCUUCUUCAAAGGAAACAAGAUCAGCGACAAGGAAUUCAGCGGUGAACUGAAAUUGGCCUGCCAAGCAAAGGAUUUCCUUUUAGAAGGAAACUUGGACGCAAACAUCGAUAACAUCGACCAGUUCGUUAUCAAAGGAAACGUCAACUCGCCGAACUUGAAACUGGACAAGGUGCACUUCGAGGCCCAGAACGAAGCUGCGAAGACCGGCAGGAAGAUUCAAAUCACAGUCAAAUCUAACGGACAAAACCUGUUGAGUGGCAGCACCACCUACAAUGCUCACGAUGAACACGGAAAAUACGUUGUUGAUGGUUCUGGAUCAUUUAAGGUCAAGGAAGAAACAAAAUCAGCGAACUUCAAAUACAUCCGUCGUCAAUUGUCUCUAGAUAAAGACGGCGAACAAGGUAUUGACGUCUCUUUCGAUGCUACCAUCGGCAGCAGAGCUAUUGACGCUGAAAUGAGACUGACGAACAAGAACCUGAGACAAUCCAUUUCUUACUGUGAGAAAUCCAAGGACUGCGCUCAUGUUGAGAUUGACUCAAAGAUCAGCAGCAACGAUGUCGAAAACUACAACCACGUGCUGGAGAUCAACCUAGAUCUUCGCAAACUAGGCAUGAGCCACCAGUUCGGCUUAAAAUCCGUAACAAACAGGAAGAAGUACGUUCUGGAUCACACUGUGGAUGCCCACUUCCAAGGACCCGAGAAGAGCAACUACCAAUACAGCCUGUACAUCCACCCUGGAGAAGCUGGUGCUUCUCUAACUACGCCGAAGAGGAUCAUCGCUCUGGAAACCAAGGCUAACGUAGCCAAGAACUACAAGGAAGGUGGAAAGAUGCACGGAGAGAUUACAUUCUACUUGGACAAGAAGAACCAUCCUCAAAAGAAGACCUCAUGGAACGGUUGGUUGUCUGUUGACAUUGCCAAGCAGACCAUUAAUGGAGAGACCAAGAUGGAACAUCCUGGAUUACAAAGACCACUUUCUUCAUCGAUCAAGACAACCCGCACCGGAACAGCGACCAAAGGAGAGGUAGUGAUCGUAGCUGAAUUCGACAUUUUCGCUCAACCGGCCCAGAAACUUGUUACCACUUACAAACAUUCCAUCGACACCGGAGCGGAAGUUAAGAGCGCAACUUUCAAACGUUCAUUGGACGUAAAGAGCAGCGGACUUGGAGUCGACAUUCAUUCCAGUGAAAUGUCGCACUUUGACAGGCAGCAUUAUGCUGGUGAAUAUAUUGCUAAGGUUAAGUACCAUGUGGGUAACUCCAAAUACGACAACGUGCUCUCCGUCAACGGUGGAAAGUCGCAGUUGAACGUGCUGGUGAAACUACUCAACAUUGAAUUGUUGAAGGCCACAAACAAAAUGAGUUUGAGCAAAGAGGAACAAACGCUCGACUCCGAAAUCUCUUCGUAUUCCAAUAACCCGCUGAUCAGCCAUUUGGAGAUUAAGAAUUUCAACACUCUGUUGUACACUGUUGGAUUCAAGGGAACGCCACGCGACAAGCUCCAGCUGAACGCCGGCUUGAUCCCUGGUCAAAUCGCUGACGUCAGAGCCGACCAUUCCACUGGUAGCGGAAAGACGAACCUCUUCCACGCUACUCUGAAACUGGACGAUGCCAACUUCCUCAAACCCGACUACAACCUCAACUCUAAGGAGAUCCAGAAGGUGCUCAACAUCCUCAAAGAGAAAAUCAUCGCUUUUGUCAACGGACUUCAAGACAUCGGUGAGAAGUCGACGAACGACAUUCGUAAGGAGGUUAGCCAGAUUGCUGAUAUCACGAAGAAGGCUGUGCCCAAUCUGAAGCCUAUCAAGGAGUACUACGCCACUGAGAUCAAGGAGAUCAAGCAGGAGAUUCUGGAAGAUCCGUCUGUUAAGGAGCUUGCUGACGCUGUCAGAAAGGUAUUUGGAGCUAUCAUCCACUCUCUGGCCGAGAUUUCCGCCAAGGUGGGAGAACUGAUCGAAGCGGUCACAAAGUCCCUACAAACCGCAUUUGCUGGUGUGAUUGAAUCCAUCGACAAGGAAUUGUUGCCCGAACUGAAACGCAUCACUGGAAAAGUCACCAAAGUCGCUGGGGAAAUAGCAAGAUCCGCUAUUGAUAUCAUCGCUUCGUGUUUGGCUACCAUCAGUCAGGUUAUCGAGAAGUACCAGCCAGAGAUCAAACAGAUCGCAGCAACCUUUGGAGAACUUGGACAGGAUGUUGGAAGAUUUAUCCAGAAAUCAUAUGAACAAAUCAGGGCUAUCGUGAUUGACGUAUCAAGAAAGAUCUACGAUGAAAUCCAAGCUCUUCCCAUCUUCGAUGAAUUGAAGGCUAAAUACGAAGAGUUGAUCAAGAAUGGAAUCCCGAACAAGGACGGAAUCAUUGGAGGAAUGAAAGAAAUUGCAGCAACAAUCAAGGACAUCAUACCACCAGACUUCCUCAUCCAGAAAGAAUUAGUCGAAAUCAUCGACUUGAUUGUAAACUACAUUGAAAAGAAAGUGAACGCCCAAGCUGUUGACGAGUUCGCAGUCCUGGAUAAACUUGCAGCAAACAACGUCGCAAUUGUCAGGAAGCUGGCCCAUGCCGUGUCGACACCAACCUACGACGUUCAGAAGGCCACUACCGUCCCCGUCUCCUUGGACUUCUUGAAGAAACUGCCGAAACUAGUCGCCAUCAAAUUCUCGCCCAUCGCAUACGUGCUCAGAGAUGACCCUACUGAGGAGAUCGUCGCUUUCGCUUUGUCUCUGUUGAACCAUCCAAGACAGUGGUUCGCACCAUUCCCAUUGAACGGUAUGAUCGUCCAAGGCCAGCACAUCUUCACCUUCGACGGAAACCACCUGACCUUCCCAGCCAAUUGCAAAUACUUGUUUGCCAGGGAUGCUGUUAACGGAAACUUCACUUUGGUGGGAACAUACGCCAACGGAGAACUCAGCUCGAUCUCAUUGGCUGAUCGUACAGAUAUCAUUACCAUCGAAAAGGGAGGAAAAGUUCUUUUGAACGGAGCUCCAACUGAAUUGCCAACUCGCAAAGAAAACAUAGCCGUGUACAGGGGAUACGCAAUGCUGACAAUCAAAUCCACAUAUGGCGUCGAAUUGUAUUGUUCUGAUGACCUUGCUGGAUGUGGAGUGAUCCUGUCUGGAUUCUAUCACGCUCAGGUCAAGGGACUGCUUGGAAACGGCAACAACGAGCCUUACGACGACUUUACUAUUCCCAAUGGAAAGAUCGUUGUGUCUGAAGGUGAAUUUGGAAACUCCUACAAGAUUGGCAACUGUCCACAGGUGAACGUACCCAAACAUGCGGACCACAAGAACGUCCCCGAAUGCACGAAACUGUUCAGUUUCGAAUCUUCAAUGCGGUACUGCUUCCCCUUCGUUAGUACCGAAAAGUUCAAGACCGCCUGCGUCCAUGGAAAAGAAGGCGGCGUCAAGGAUACCGAACUUAACAUCGCCAAAGCAUACGUCGCCGCCUGCCAUGUUCACAACAUUCCUAUCAGUGUGCCAUCACAUUUGGUACAUUGCGAAAAUGCUGACAAAGCCUACGGUGUUGGAGACAAAUUCAGCGUAAAGCUCCCAGGAAAAGCGGCUGAUAUCAUCCUGUUGGUUGAUACUGCCAAAGAAAACGAAGGAGUUUACAAGGACUUGAUACAACCAAUUGUUGCUGACGUUUCCAAAGAACUAAAAGGCAAGGGAAUUAGUGAUGUCCAGUUCCAUCUGAUAGCCCACGGUGGCGAAAACCAAUGGCCAAGUCACGUGACAGUUGACGGUGGAAAGCUGACAUUUGAACAGAAUGCUCCGGACAUCAAAUUCGCCGCAAACCCCAAACACGAACAUAUCUCUGAUAGCGUUGGUGCUACCCUGAAACCAUACCUGGAAACCCUGGAAAGCGUGUUGCACGACCUGAAACUGGCAUUGGGUAUGACAUUGGAAGCCAAGACGUACAACGAAGCUAUCAGCUAUCCAUUCCGAGCUCAUGCAGUCAAAGCUAUAAUUGCUGUAAACAGCAAACCAUGUGAAGUCGGCAGAUUGCACCUGUUGCAGAAAUUGAGGGCGUUACUGUACAAGGAUAACAAAAUCAGCCUAAACUUGGUCACACCCUUCCAAGGACUGAACGUGAAAGACGUGAAGAAGACGAAGGAUGUGAUUGGUUUCAACAACGAUCACGUGUUUACGAUGUCCAACAAAAAGCCGGAAGGCACAGCCGAGCUGUACAAGGAUUUGGAAUACUCGGACUUCUGCGCCGAUUUCACGAUCAGGAACCGCGGCAAUGUGUUCGUAACCGACAACUUCCUGAGCGCCAGCGCAGAUGCAAAGAAACAGUUUGUCCAGACAGCAGCUCACAACAUCGUUGACCAACUGACGAACUUGGAACAGGGUCUUGAUUGCGAAUGUAAAAUGGUCAACGCGUACAAUGCAAGAAACGUAUGCUGGGAGGCAUACAGCAAAGAGAAAUAGAGUGUAACUUUACAAGUGAGAGAGCUACAGACGUAUGUAAGUGCCAAGAAGAUUCCUAUUCAUGUGGAACGCUAUAUUAUUUGUUGAUAAAGUGAUUAUAUUUUUUACAUCAAUGGUAUUGUAAUUUGUAUAAAAUAUAUUUAAGUUACGUGUGUACUAAAGAAGUCUCAUUUCAAGCUUA
Acanthoscelides obtectus is the source of this 10442-nucleotide messenger RNA. The record is from the annotation of a GenBank genome assembly. NCBI's taxonomy places the organism in Eukaryota, Metazoa, Arthropoda, Insecta, Coleoptera, Chrysomelidae.